Molecule: messenger RNA, 1148 nt
Organism: Bombina bombina (fire-bellied toad)
Lineage: Eukaryota; Metazoa; Chordata; Amphibia; Anura; Bombinatoridae
Gene: EGFL8
Product: EGF like domain multiple 8
Exons: 9
Coding region: 175-1017 (280 amino acids)
Biological process (GO): anatomical structure development
Cellular component (GO): extracellular region; cell surface
Molecular function (GO): signaling receptor binding; calcium ion binding
Source: RefSeq, a predicted model, not a curated record
GAGAAGGGAGAGGGGCUCUGGUCACUGGUUAGGAAGUUACAGAGAUCUGUAUUAGCUGCAGCAACACUCAAUUGUAAAACUGUUAUUUCGGCUGAUCUAUAAUGGACACAGGGCAGGGUUUCUGGACACAUCUGCAGUAACUGGUUGCAGGGGAAUUACAUCUUCUUUUGCAUAAUGUCUUCCUGGACCCUGGUGGUCCUUAUAAUCAGUGUAAUAUCACAGAGCACAGGACAAAUGGAAAACAGAGGUGUGUGUUCCAGACAGGUAGAGAAGAUUCCUGUCAUUUAUAACGAGACAUUUGUACAACCAAAGUACCAGCCGUAUUUGACAACAUGUGAGGGGCAACGGACCUGCAGCAGAUACAAGACAGUAUACACAGUGUCAACUAGACAGGUGAGGAGGGAAAUUUCACGUGUCACAUCAAUUUGCUGUCCGGGUUGGAAGAAAAAGGAUCCUAAUUCAGAGGCUUGUGAGGAAGCUGUGUGUUACAAGCCGUGCCAGAAUGGAGGAACCUGUAUAAAGCCAAAUAUGUGUCGUUGUUCUACCGGGUGGGGAGGUAGAUACUGCCAUGUAGAUAUAGAUGAGUGUAGACGCCCCUCUCAUCCCUGCUCACAACUUUGUAUUAAUACUCGAGGAAGUUUCCGCUGUGACUGUCGCCCGGGAUUUACUCUCAGUGAAGAUGGAAAGACUUGCAAAGAAAAAAAGAAGCUCCCCCCCAUUCUGUCUCAACAGGCAGAAGACGCAUCACGGAGACUUUCUAAUGAAGUUCAGGAUCUUCGUUUGCUCGUUACAAAUCUGGAACAGAGGUUGGACAACACUCUCUCUGCCCUGCAACGUCUCUUUCCGGUGAAGCUGUCAGAGAUCCGCUCUGAUCAAGUACUAGAAUUCUGGGAGCGAAUCCAAAGUUUGGAUCGUGUGGAUUCUCUGAGUGAUCAGCUCAUGUACAUGGAAGAGAAGAUGGGAGAGUGUUCCUGUCGCAGUAACGAGAUUGAGAUGGCUGUCAAUUUGAAACGUUGAUUCUUUAUCCUGUAUCUAUUUAUACCACCCUCCUUGUAACAUACUUAUUUAUAUGCCCUGUUCAUUAUUUAUAACCCUCCCAACUCUUUCUUAUCAUACCACGAUUAUCAAUAAAGAUUUCUACAAAAUAA